AUGUCUCUGCUAAGUCGACAAAUGGCUAUUGUUAACCCCCCUCCACCAGAGUAUAUAAAUGCUAAGAAAAAUGGACGAUUGACAAAUCAACUGCAGUAUCUACAAAAAGUUGUCCUAAAGGCUCUGUGGAAGCAUAGCUUUUCUUGGCCUUUUCAGCAACCUGUGGAUGCUGUGAAACUAAAGUUGCCUGAUUAUUAUACCAUUAUAAAAAACCCAAUGGACUUAAAUACAAUUAAGAAGCGCUUGGAGCAUAACUAUUAUGUGAAGGCUUCAGAAUGCAUAGAAGACUUCAGUACAAUGUUCUCAAAUUGUUAUUUAUACAACAAGCCUGGAGAUGACAUUGUUUUAAUGGCACAAGCUCUAGAGAAGUUGUUUGUACAGAAAUUAUCUCAGAUGCCUCAGGAAGAACAAGUUGUGAGUGGUAAGGAGAGAAUGAGGAAAGGUGCACAACAGAAAAUAGUAGUUUCUUCUGUCAAAGAAAAAACAUCCCCCCAAGCACCAGAAAAAGUAUUUAAGCAGCAAAUGAUACCCUGUGCAUUUCCUGAGCCAUCUACACCCUUAAAUAUGAUACAAGAAGCUCCACUCAGCUCUGUCUCACAGACGAUGGCCCAAGGUACAAAGGGUGUGAAGAGGAAAGCAGAUACAACAACUCCUACAGCUUCAGUAGUUAAAGCAAGUAGUGAAUCUCCACCAACACUUACAGAAAAGAAAUCAGUGAAAAUGCCACCUAUAAAAGAAAAUGUGCUAAAGAAUGUUUUGCCGGAUUCUCAGCAACAAUAUAACAUUGCAAAGAGUGUUAAUGUAACCGAACAACUAAAGCACUGUAGUGAGGUUCUGAAAGAAAUGCUUGCAAAGAAACACUUAUCGUAUGCAUGGCCCUUUUAUAAUCCUGUAGAUGUUAAUACAUUGGGACUCCAUAACUACUAUGAUAUUAUAAAAAAUCCAAUGGAUCUUGGAACUAUUAAGCGAAAAAUGGACAACCAAGAAUAUAAGGAUGCAUAUGAAUUUGCUGCAGAUGUUAGAUUAAUGUUCAUGAAUUGCUUCAAAUACAAUCCUCCAGAUCAUGAAAUAGUGACAAUGGCAAGAAUGCUCCAGGAUGUUUUUGAAUUCCAUUUUGCAAAGAUCCCAGAUGAACCUGUUGAGAGUAUGCCUGUAUGUUACAUCAAAACAGAUGCCACAAAAAUCCUUGCUAGAGAAAAUGGUGAUGCUUCCUCUAAACAUAACGCUUCUGAUGAUUCUCAAGAUGAACAAGUUCAACGUCUUGCAAAGCUUCAGGAGCAGCUUAAAGCUGUUCAUCAACAACUACAGGUUCUAUCCCAGGUACCUGUUCAUAAGCUAAAGAAAAAGAAUGAGAAGUCUAAAAGGGAAAAGAAAAAGGAAGAGUUUAAUAACAGAGAUGAAAAUCCAAGGAAAAAGUUUAAGCAAAUGCAAAUGUUCAAGCAAGUGAAACUAAAGGAAAAGCCCAAGAAUAAUCAGCCGAAGAAGAGGAAACAACAGGUUCUUCCUCUGAAAUCUGAAGUUGAAGAUAAUGCUAAACCUAUGAAUUAUGAUGAGAAAAGACAGUUAAGUUUGGAUAUAAACAAACUCCCUGGAGAUAAACUUGGGCGAAUAGUUCAUAUAAUACACUCAAGAGAGCCUUCACUGAGAAAUUCCAACCCUGACGAGAUAGAGAUAGACUUUGAAACACUGAAAGCAUCAACACUGAGAGAACUAGAAAAAUACGUUGCAGGAUGUCUAAGAAAAAGACCACUAAAGCCUCAUGCUAAGAAAAUAAUGAAGUCCAAAGAAGAACUUCUGGCACAGAAAAAAGAGGAGUUAGAAAAGCGGUUAAUGGAUGUCAAUAAUCAGUUAAAUUCUGGAAAACGUCAAACAAAAGCUGGAAAAACUCAGCCAGCCAAGGCAAUCGGAAGUGGUUCCCGACUGAGUGAAAGCAGCAGCAGCAGCAGCAGUAGCAGCAGCAGCAGCAGCAGUAGCAGCAGCAGCUCAUCAGAGUCUGAAAGCAGUAGCAGUGACUCGAGUUCUUCAGACAGCAGUGAUUCUGAAUCAGGAAUAUUUCCUAAAUUUACUGGAGUAAAACAGAAUGAUUCACCUUCUAAAGAGAAUGUAAAGAAAAUGGGAAAGGAGUACAUAUUGCCUGAAGGAGGGACAGGCUUCCUGAGGAAGUGCGAGAUCUUAGGAAAGUUACUUAUACAAUCUUCUGUGCAAGACACGAUCUCUAUUCCUCAGACCACACAUUCAUGUGGAAUACCACCAAAUCACUACCAAUUAGCAGUGAAUCAUCAAGAAUUAGAACAAUUACAGAGUGUGAAAAACAUUUCCUCUUUACAAAUUCUGCCUCUCUCAGGUGAGUCUGAAAAAGGCUUGCAUGACCCACCUGUGAUCCAUCAGUUUGGUGAUACUGACACAGUUGUGGCAGAACCUGAAUGUCAUGUUCCUGUGCAGAAGGAUUUAAAGAUCAAGAAUGCAGACUCGUGGAAAAGUUUAGGCAAACCAGUCAAAACAUCAGGUGUACUGAAAUCCUCAGAUGAGCUCUUCAACCAGUUUAGAAAAGCAGCAAUAGAAAAGGAAGUAAGAGCUCGAACACAGGAACUAACACGGAAACAUCUAGAACAGAAUACAAAGGAACUUAAAGUAUCUCAAGAAAAUCAGAGGGACCUUGGUAAUGACUUGACUCUAGAAUCUUUUUCAAGUCAAAUGCAAAUCAAGUGCCACGGAGAAAUGCAAAAAGAACAUCAGCAGUCAUUGGAAACUCAAGAUAAAUGCAACCUCUGGCUUCUCAAAGACCGUAAUUUAGCAAGGGAGAGAGAGCAAGAACGCAGGAGGAGAGAAGCAAUGGCUGGUACAAUUGAUAUGACUCUUCAAAGCGACAUUAUGACAAUGUUUGAAAACAACUUUGAUUAA
Messenger RNA from Orycteropus afer afer, 2901 nucleotides. NCBI's taxonomy places the organism in Eukaryota, Metazoa, Chordata, Mammalia, Tubulidentata, Orycteropodidae. The record is from RefSeq and is a predicted model, not a curated record.